CACACAGACAUACACACACACACACACACACACACACACACACUAUUCUCUUUUCUUUUCUCUUUUCUGUGGUUCAGUGCUGAUACAUGGAGGGAACUGAAUUUAAGGAAAGCCUCAUCCAGUAGUCCUGUACAUACUCUGCAAUCCGUCGCACUCUAGUUCUCAUCCUCCGCUGCCGCCAUGUUCCGGAACAGUCUGAAGAUGCUGCUCACAGGCGGCAAGUCCAACAGGAAGAACCGCAACAGCAGCGAUGGAGGGAGCGAGGACCCAGGGGACGCCCACCGCACGGCCAGCCUAGACCCUCACCUCUACGCACUCACUGGGCAAGGUGGCAGUGUGGACAGUGACUGUGCGUUUGGGGACCCGGACUACGCGGUGCCACCGCCCCUGACCAUGGUGGAGGGCCUGCAGCACGUGCGCAUGAUGGAGGGCGUGUCGCGCUCUCUCCCCUCCUCCCCGCUACUCGCCCACCAGCACGCCGGGGCGCGUCUGCAGCCCGGACGCAAGAUCGUUGGAACAGCCCCCCUGCGGAAAGCUAAGUUUGUGGAGAGCCCUCGCAUCCCUGUGUCUGCACUCUGUUCCCCCACACACUACCCUGCUGUACAGAGUCUCACCCUGGACACACACUCUCCUGGGGGGGUGAGUUCGGAGCUGGGCCCCCCUCCCUCGGUGGACGAGGCGGCGAGCACGUUGAUGACCCGCCUCGGCUUCCUGCUGGGAGACAAAAUGAGCGACGGGACCCAGGGCCCCGAGUACAGCAUGGAGGAGCCCGACGACGCGCAGGGUGUGUGUGGGACCCAGAGGCUGAGCCCCUGCUCCACCCUGACCAACAGCACAGCCUCUCCUCCAGCCUGCAGUCCGUGCAGCACACUGCCCCCCACCACCGCCGGACAACACACACUCACCAGCCCCACGUCCACCCUCGAGAGCAGAGACAGCGGCAUCAUAGCCACACUGACCAGCUACUCGGGAGGCGGCGGGCGCGUGGCGGCAGCGAGAGAAGCGUGGCUCACCGGCACAGACGGUUCCCGCGGCAACCUCAAGCUGUAGCACUCGCAGCGCUCAACGCUGGACUCGGGCCUGUACCGGUUGGACGAGAACAUGGCCGCCUCCACGUUCAGCCUCAACAAGAUCCCUGACCGCUCCCUGGGCUCCUCUGACCACUCCUACUCCUGCUCCGGCCCUGCCCAGCCCUACCUCACGCCCGGCCAACUCUGGCAUCAGGCCCCGGCCCGUUAUAGUCUUCAGGACAUCGCUCUGAAGCCCCUCCUCUUCGAGGUGCCCAGCAUCACCAUGGAUUCGGUCUUCACGGGCCGUGAUUGGCUGUUCCAGGAGAUUGACGCCCACCUGGGCGGCCACGAGCCCUCCACCAACCGCGGCGUGGUCGUCGUGGGCAACAUCGGCUUCGGGAAGACGGCAAUCAUCUCCCGGCUGGUGGCGCUCAGCUGCCAUGGGAACCGCAUGCGGCAGAUCGCCUCGGACAGCCCGCAGGCCUCACCCAAACAUGGAGACGGCGUGCCUCUCUCUCAGCCCCAGCCAUCUCACGGCACUCUGGGAGGCAGCUGCCCUAGCACCCCCGAGAUGAGGAGGAGACAGGAGGAGUCCAUGAGGAGACUAGCCUCUCAGGUGGUGGCGUAUCACUACUGCCAGGCGGAUAACGCCUACCGUUGCCUGGUGCGGGACAUCACCAAGCCGCUGCCGUUCCACCGCAUCUCGCUGGACGCACUGGAGGAGACGGACGCCAUUGACCAGGACCUGCAGGGCUACAUCCUGCACCGCAUCCACAGCCCCGAGAUCCAGAGCAACAUCUCGCUCAACGGCAAGAUGGACAAUGCUGCCUUCUCCAAGCUUAGCGCCCACCUCAAGGCCCUCAGCCACGGCUCCUACCUCUACCUGAAGCUCACCUUCGACCUGAUCGAGCGCGGCUACCUGGUGCUCAAGAGCUCCAGCUACAAGGUGGUGCCAGUCAACCUGGCGGAGCUGUAUCUGCUGCAGUGCAACAUGCGCUUCCCCACGCAGUCAUCCUUCGAGAGGGCUCUGCCGCUGCUCAACGUGGCCCUGGCCUCCCUCCACCCCCUCCCCGAUGAGCACAUCUACCAGGCGAUCAACUCGGGCAGCGUGCGUGGGCCGCUGGAGUGGGAGGACUUCCAGCAGCGCAUGGAGAACCUGUCGGUGUUCCUGUGCGGCGGCGCGGCGGCAUCGCCAUGUUAUCCCACCCGAAGCUUCCAGGUAGGGCUCAUCUGGAGGGAGGACGGAGAGAAGACCAAGUUCCUCUGCGACCCCAGGAAUGGUCACACCCUUCUAGCCUUCUGGUUCUCACGACAGGAAAAUAAACUCAAUCGCCAACAAACCAUCGAGCUUGGACACCACAUCCUGAAAGCACACAUAUUUAAGGGCCUGAGCAAGAAAGUUGGGGUCUCCUCGUCCAUCCUGCAGGGGCUGUGGGUUUCAUACAGCACAGAGGGGUUAUCUACAGCACUGUCAUCACUGCGCAACCUUUACACACCAAACAUCAAGGUGUCUCGGCUGCUGAUGCUCGGUGGGGCGAACGUGAACUACCGUACGGAGGCGCUGAGCAACGCUCCGGUGCUGUGCGUCCACUGCCACCUGGGCUACGCCGACAUGGUGGGGCUGCUGCUGGAGUACGGGGCCAGCGUGGAUGCCGCGUCCCACACCGGACUCACCCCACUGGCCUACGCCGCCACCGCCGGACACCUCAACAUCGUCACCGCGCUCUGCCGCAGGAAGGCUAAGGUGGACCACCUGGAUAAGAACGGCCAGUGUGCCCUCGUGCACUCCGCUCUACGGGGACACCUGGACGUGGUCAAGUUCCUCAUCCUGUGCGACUGGCGGAGCCAGACGCAGCAGCAGGGAGGCUUCAGCAAGAGUCAGGCCAUACAGCAGGCCCUGGUGGCCGCCGCCAGCAUGGGAUACGCAGAGAUCGUGUCCUUCCUGCUCGACCUGCCGGAGAAGGACGAGGAGGACACAGACCGUGCUCAAAUCAACAAAUACGACACCUUGUGGGGAGAGACAGCUCUGACGGCGGCGGCUGGGCGGGGCCGGCUGGAGGUGUGUCGGCUGCUAUUGGAGCAGGGGGCGUCGGUGAGCCAGCCCAACCGCAGAGGAGGCGUGCCUCUCUUCAGCUGCGUGCGCCAGGGACACUGGCAGGUGGUUGACCUGUUGCUGACCCAUGGGGCCGAGACAAACCUGGCAGACAAGCAGGGGCGCACACCUCUCAUGAUGGCAGCGUCCGAGGGACACCUGGCCACUGUGGAGUACCUACUGGCACAGGGUGCCUCUCUCCCUCUGACGGAUAAGGAGGGGCUUACGGCCCUGAGUUGGGCGUGUCUUAAGGGCCACCUGCCUGUGGUUCGCUGCCUGGUGGAGAGGGGCGCGGCCAUGGACCACACUGACAAGAACGGACGAGCAUACAUUACCUCGCCAAGAUUCUAUGGGGACUCAGAGGUGGUGCAGUUCCUGGUGGACCAGGGGGCGCUGAUCGAGCAUGUGGACUACAGCGGCAUGCGGCCUCUGGACAGGGCUGUGGGCUGCAGGAACGCCUCCGUGGUGGUGGCGCUGCUCAAGAAGGGAGCCAAGAUCGGAUGUCAGACGUUGCCGAGUCGACCGCGAGGUCCUGCCACUUGGGCGAUGGCGACCUCAAAACCCGACAUUAUGAUCAUCCUGCUCAGUAAACUUAUCGAGGAGGGCGAUGGCUUCUACAAGAAAGGGAAGGUGAAGGAGGCAGCCCAGCGCUACCAGUACGCCCUGAAGAAGUUUCCCCGUGAGGGUCUCAGCGACGACCUGAAGGCCUUCAGAGAGCUCAAAGUCUCCCUGUUCCUCAACCUGUCGCGCUGCCGCAGGAAAAUGAACGACUUCGGGAUGGCUGAGGAGUUUGCCACCAAAGCCUUGGAGCUGAAACCCAAGUGCUACGAGGCGUUCUAUGCCAGAGCACGCGCCAAGAGAAGCAGCAGACAGUUUGCCGAAGCACUGGAGGACCUGAGAGAAGCCAUGCGCUUGUCUCCGAACAACCGCGAGAUCCAGCGGCUACUGCAGCGCGUGGAUGAGGAGCACCAACAAACCAUCCAAUCAGAGGAGCCCGAGAUAGCCCCGCCCCCGUCUCCUCCCCCGUCGCCACCUCCCCCAGAGGAACGCGAGGAGCCCGUACUUCCUGUGCACAUCCCGCCCCCUGAGCCGCGAUUGGACGACAUGGAGCCCGUGCAGGACUUGUUUGAGGACGAGGACUACCUGGAGCAAGAGCUGGAGAACGUGUCCAUGGGUCUGUCCAGCCUGCCAAUCAUCCAGAGCCCGCCCCUCUCCCCCGCGCACCAUCACCACCUCCACCACCAGUACCACCACCAUCAGCACCACCCCGACGCCGUCUACCUGUCCGGCGGCCAGGGCUUCGACUUCCACCCGAGCCACUCGUCCAUGUCGUCUCCGACGCGCCAGAGCUACCAGUCGGCGUCCCCGCCACUUUCCCCGACCCACCAGAACGCCCACUACCGGACGAGCUCCCCCCCCCACGCGUCCCCGGACCAGCACCCGUACCGCUUCAGCCCGCCGCCGGCCCACGAGCCGUACCCGAGCCCGCCGUCGUCCCCGCUGCGCCGCAGCGCCCCCUACAGGGCCAGCCCGCCGCUUCCCGAGAGCGUGUGCCUGUACCGCUCGCAGUCGGGCUCGCCCGUCCGCUACCAGCACCAGGAGCCGCUGCCGGUACCGCUACCGCUGCCCGCGCGGCCCAAGUCGCCGCUCUCCAAGAUGAGCAGCCAGCGGUCGUUCCAGCUGCAGUCGCAGGCGUCCCAGUGCUCGCAGUCGGCGUCGUCCAGCCAGCAGCACCACCGGCUGCAGCCCUCCAUGGCCCAGAUCGUCCGCACUAGCCAGCAGGGGGGCAACGGGGGGUACGGCAGCGGGGGUGGUGGUGGGCAGUUGGCUCACCCGCUCAGCAGCCGCUAUCAGGGCGUAUCCAUGGACGAGAGGGGCCUGGUGGACGAGCGCGGCCGCCUGGUGUACCAGCCCUCGCUGGACGGACGCGCCAUGCCGCCGCCACCUCCGCCGCAGCAGGUGCAGUCCAGCCUGAGCGCGGGCGCACUGUGCCAGCACGGCGGCGGUCGAGGGGGCGCGGGAGUGCCCGGCGGUGGUGGCAUGGGCGUCCUGGAGGGGGCGCUGUUGAAGGACGAGCUGACUCCCCAGCAGCAGCGUCCAGCCUCCGCGUACCGCCCGGGGGGAGGAGGCGGAGGAGGAGGAGGAGGAGGGGGUGGGGGGGGUCCGGGCGGAGGUCUCCGGUUCAGCCAGACGCCACAGAUCAGCCGCAGCCAGUCGGCGGCGUACUACCCGGUGUCGGAGCGUGAGCGCGAGCGUGUGGUGGCCUCGGGCGGCGUGCCCGGCGUGUGUCAGAUGGGCUCGCCCGAGAUCCCGCCGCACCUGGGCCUGCGCCGGCCCAUCAGCGCCAGCCCCGGCGAGCUGCCGCUCAAGCAGCAUCAGCAGUCGGCGUCGCCGCGGCCGCUCAUCCACUCGCAGAGCGUCAGCAUGCGCUUCUCCCCCUCCAGCAGCAGCCUCUCCUCGGGCGCCGCCUGUAAUCUAGCCCCAGGCUUCCGGCCGGCCUCCUCCAUCGGCCAGAUGGAGAUCCCCCUGCAGGCGGCGUACGACCGCGACGAGCUGGCCGCCGCCAUCUCGCCGUCGCAGGGCGGGGGCGGCGGAGGCCUGUACGGGGGCGAGAGCGCCCGGUCGCGGAGCACGCCUUUCAUGGGCAUCAUCGACAAGACGGCGCGGACUCAGCAGUACCUGCACCAGCCGUCGGCGCGGGGAUGGGCCAUGACGUCCAUGGACAGCGGCCUGGGCGGCAGCGGGGGCAUUUCCAGCCCCACGUCGCCGGGCAACCUCAUCCACCAGGCGUCGGUGGCGUCCGUCGCCGCGGCGGCGUCCGCGUCCUCCUACAGCCCGCCGGCGUCGCUCGGCAACAUCGCCUACUACAACAAGACCAACAACGCGCAGAACGGCCACCUGCUGGAGGAUGAGUACUACGGUGGCAGCCAAUCGCAGCCGUCCUCGCUGGGCAAGCUGGCCAACGGGAGCGCCCGCGAGCGAGACCUGCUGGAGCGCGUGAGCCAGGGGCCCACCUACCAGGACGUGAAGGUGGCGCGGACUCUGCCCGUGGCACAGGUGGCCUACCAGGAGAACAUGUUCCGCCAGCUGUCCCGCGACUCGCGCCAGGCGUCCACCUCGCCCAUCAAACCAAAGAGACCCUUCGUGGAGUCCAACGUCUGACAACACAACUCCCCCUCCGGGGGGCCAUGAGAGUGUGUGUGGGUGUGUUUGUGCGGAGGGGCUCGGGGGGAAAGUGUGUGUUUGAGAGAGAGAGAGAGAGAGAGAGAGAGAGAGAAAGAAAGAAAAAAGAGGUGGGUGUGUGCGUGUAUAUCUGUGAGGAGCCAGGGGUAUAAAAGGUUGUUACAUUUUUUUUGUUUUGUUUUUUGUUUAUUUAUUUUAAUAACAGAUUAUAGAUGUGAAUGUGGAAAGACAUGUCAGGCAGCGAAAUCAGUUGACCCAAUAGAAGGACCUGGCCUGGAUUCGGGGCCAGAACCAGAAGUGUCUCAGGUGGUCACUGGACUCUGGGGGGGACACACUCAGUAGUCACAACGACAGCCAGAGCUGUAGCCUCUGUAUACAUAACUUUAGUCAAAAGCUUCUCGUCUGUGGCUUAUGCUAUAGUGUACUACUACUACUACUACUACUACUAUUGGAUACUGUAUACGAACCGCAAAUCACAACCUCAUUCUCUACAGUGUGAAGAGCACAUCUAGACAUAACCUCAGUGCAGAAACGCAGACCUGAAGCAUUGUUACAGAGAGAGAGAGAGAGAGAGAGAGAGAGAG
Alosa alosa (allis shad) is the source of this 6869-nucleotide messenger RNA. It is a transcript of the gene tanc2b, whose product is annotated as tetratricopeptide repeat, ankyrin repeat and coiled-coil containing 2b. Gene Ontology annotation, biological process: regulation of dendritic spine morphogenesis. The record is from RefSeq and is a predicted model, not a curated record. Gene Ontology annotation, molecular function: protein binding. NCBI's taxonomy places the organism in Eukaryota, Metazoa, Chordata, Actinopteri, Clupeiformes, Clupeidae. Gene Ontology annotation, cellular component: dendritic spine.